Molecule: messenger RNA, 1320 nt
Organism: Eptesicus fuscus (big brown bat)
Lineage: Eukaryota; Metazoa; Chordata; Mammalia; Chiroptera; Vespertilionidae
Gene: POLR2E
Product: RNA polymerase II, I and III subunit E
Exons: 8
Coding region: 178-810 (210 amino acids)
Biological process (GO): DNA-templated transcription
Cellular component (GO): RNA polymerase III complex; RNA polymerase II, core complex; RNA polymerase I complex
Molecular function (GO): DNA binding; DNA-directed RNA polymerase activity
Source: RefSeq, a predicted model, not a curated record
AGCCGCUCGGGCUGCCCUUAGCACUGCCUCUCCCAAAGGUCGUUGUAUUCAGGCGUUCGCUGGCGACAGCCCUAAACGGAGCGGCUGAGGGGGCCUGAACGGGGCUUCGCAGCAGGCACAGUCGGCGUGCGUCCCGGCGGGCACCGGCGCAGUGAGUGCGAGCGGCGGUAGGUCGGCAUGGAUGACGAGGAGGAGACCUACCGGCUGUGGAAGAUUCGCAAGACCAUUAUGCAGCUGUGCCAUGACCGAGGCUACCUGGUGACUCAGGAUGAGCUGGACCAGACACUAGAGGAGUUCAAGGCCCAGUUUGGGGACAAGCCAAGUGAAGGGCGGCCACGGCGCACGGACCUCACAGUGCUGGUGGCCCACAAUGAUGACCCCACUGACCAGAUGUUUGUCUUUUUCCCAGAGGAGCCCAAGGUGGGGAUCAAAACCAUCAAGGUGUACUGCCAACGCAUGCAGGAGGAAAACAUCACCCGAGCCCUCAUCGUGGUGCAGCAGGGCAUGACACCCUCUGCCAAGCAGUCCCUAGUUGACAUGGCCCCCAAGUACAUCCUGGAACAGUUUCUGCAGCAGGAGCUGCUCAUCAACAUCACGGAGCACGAGCUGGUCCCAGAGCAUGUCGUCAUGACCAAGGAGGAGGUGACGGAGCUGCUGGCCAGAUAUAAACUCCGAGAAAACCAGCUGCCCAGGAUCCAGGCUGGAGACCCCGUGGCACGCUACUUUGGGAUAAAGAGAGGGCAGGUAGUGAAGAUCAUCCGGCCCAGUGAAACCGCAGGCAGAUACAUCACCUACCGGCUGGUACAGUAGCCAUCCUACCACCUAGCAGCCCCGGGAAACAGACAAAUGGACUGUAACCACCUUACCCAGGCGGUCUGUCCUGCUGUGAUCUGCUCAAUCCUGGAAACCUACCUGCUGCUCCUCUGGAACCCAAGGCAGGCUGUGUGCUUGCCUUCCCGGGCUGAGGGCCCUUGUGGCCUCACAUGGACACUGAGCCCCACCUGGGAUCCUGUGUAAAUGGUUCCUCAAGAGGACAGGAUGCUGAGGGGAGGCCAGUGAGCCAGCCAGCAACCAAGAUGGUCCUACGUUCUUGCCUGUCCCCCAGGCACUCCAAGCUGGCUCCCCACAAGUGGGUCCUGGGUCCGAGUCUCCGGGUAAGCCCCACUUCCAGCUUCCCUUCUCUGUGCUCCUCUCACAGUGGCCCUGUCCCUGACCCAUUGAGGACUCUUGAGGACAGCAGGCAGGGAGAUUAAAACACCUCUGGAUUUGGGUUGAUAUUGAAGCUGGGUGUUUUUAAAUUAAAGGUAUUUUGAGUAAACA